AUGGAUCCUAUGGAAGAAAACAUUUUCCUCGAGGAACAUAUGAAAUUAACGUUCAGUAUUAUGAAUGAUCUGCGGAAAAGGAAAGAAUUGUGUGACGUAGUACUUUGCGUUGGACAGCGAGAAAUCAAUGCGCACAAAGUUGUUCUGGCAUCGUUUAGUCCUUAUUUUUACGCAAUGUUUACAAAUGACGUUAUUGAAAGCCGUCAAAGCAGGAUAACGUUGAAGUCCAUGGAUCCAAGAAGUGUGGAACUGCUAAUCGAGUUCGCAUACACCGCUCAAAUUAGAAUAACUGAAGAAAAUGUACAAAACUUGCUUCCCGUGGCCUGUAUUUUGCAGAUCUCGCCUGUGAAGAAAGCGUGUUGUGACUUUUUGCAGGCGGAACUAGAUCCUUCUAACUGUAUUGGUAUAAAAGAUUAUGCAGAGAUUUAUGGUUGUGCCGAUCUGGCGAAAGCUGCGGAGAAGUUUAUUUUUCGUCACUUUCUAGAAGUGUCUGAGAGCGAGGAAUUUGAGAUCUUGAACCAGGAGCGGUUGAUUGAUUUAAUUAGUCGUGAUGAACUUUUUGUCAAGUCAGAAGAUGAGGUGAGGUGUUACUGAUAGUCUGUACCACAGAUGAAACUAAACCACUGGGUUAGUUCAUCUGCGAGCUGGCGCCGAAAUCCUUGUUCUGAGCCCUUGAUUGUGUACCAGGAAUUGAGUAUGCGCCAUGGUUGGCCAGGUAAAGCAGUUAUUGUUUGAAUGGCCAAUCAGGUUGAAGGGAGGUUCAAAAUGCACUUCCCAUAUCACAUACUCCUUGAGUCUGUUGGCGGCCCAGAACAAGAAUCUAGCUGCUGCUCCACAGACAUUACUAGCUGGGGUUAAGAUAUUAUGUGUCUGCAAUGCAGGCUAAGGAUAGGGGGACUUCCCACCAUCCUCCUCAUAAUUUUAGGAGGAGACGGUACUUAAGUAACUGACUUAUACUGGAAUGCAGGAACAUGAUUUGGGUUUUGACCUCAUUUCUGUCCUGAAAUGGUUGGGGGGGGGGGCGGGGGAGGAUUUUGCAUUGAUUUUGUCUUAAGGUAGGGUGAAGUCUGUGUUCAUGCCAAGACUGACCCAUCAGGCCAGAGCUUUUCCCAAUUCUGUGAGCAUCAAGGGAUUAGGAAUAUUUCUACCAGGGCGGAUAAAGGUUGGGCGGUGAAACGAGCGCUCCGCUCUUCAUUUAAUGUGUGAUGCGGAGUAGGACUGGCACAAGCGCUCUUUCCGCGCUUCCGGUGCGCUUGAAGGCCGGCGAAAUUUUCCUUUUUGCAAACCGGAAAUCCUAUUUUCUUUCUGUAAUUUCAGGCUACAUUGUUAAAUAGAUAAAUUCGUUUCAUAACAAUAUCAAUAAACAGUUUCAUAUGUUUGUGUCUGUACGUCUAUAAGUCAAACUUGUUGGUCGUAUAAUGCCAAAAUUUGAGUUUAAUUUGAAAGUGUUGAAUACCUCCUCCUUCCACUAAAUAUCACCUAAUCGUCUUUCGCCGUUUCGUUUGCAAAAGCUUAACACUUCUUAACCUCAAUUUUUACAUAUGUUAAAGGGGGAUAAAUUUUAUAUAACAUAACAAAAAAUUAGAUUGAUAUAUAUUGAUAUAGUGGCGUUGUACUUCUUCAAACUUUGCUUCUCGGGUGCAACGCGCCAUGGCGAUUCGCGCAAUGCGUUGCAAAUCCGGCAACCGCAUGUAAACAAAAUUUAUUGAGGUUAGUUGUAAGGUUUUUUCUCCGUUUUUCUCUCUAAAACAAAACAAGGUAAACAGUAAAAACUGAGGGGAAACUAAUUUUGAAGUUUCGAAGAAACAGAAAGACGUAUGAGAUGUUUUUUUCAAAAUUAAAAAGAAGGAUGAUGGUGAUUGAAAUUAGCAUAAUUUCACCUUGCACGAGCUGCACGCAUUUAUAAAAUACACGUCAUCUAGUUAUGAAUCACGAUCUGUUGUCUUUUAGUUUUGCCAUGGAUGACAUGGAUGAGAUUUUCCUUCGUGUUUUAGAAAAUACCUAGUUGCUUUUGUUUUGGAAUAACAUCGACAUUGGCGAGUAGCAAAACGAAAAUAUAAUUCAGUUGUUGAGUCAUGGAAGUAAUAAAGAAACCCUUUGAAAGAGAUGUUUGUCUACUCCAACUAAACCUCCCGCAAAAAAUUGCAACAUUUGCCUCUCGGAGACAGCGUACCAGCACAAAGGAACGAGGAAGAAGUGCAAGAAAACAAAUCAAGCCGCCAUAAUUCAGUGACAGCGGCAGUGCCUAAUGGACAAACCACAUCACAAGCCCUGACCGAAGUCGAAAACAAGGGACAUUUCUAAGCAGAGUCCCAGUCCACUGCAUCACACCUUUUUGCUCGGACGCGCUCGUUUCACCGCCCAACCUUUAUCCGCCCUGAUUUCUACCCCCCUGGAUGGUAUUUAUCAAGAGAUCAUUCCAUUCAGCUAAAAUUGCACAUUUGCAGUAAGAGGGAAAGAAGAAGCUUUAAAUCCCUGGGCAUUGCCCACUUCUCUAUUAGUCACUGCUUUCAUACCUGCAUGUUUCUCACAUUCCACUUCCCUAUUCUGAGUCAUAGUACUAUAAGAGAUUUAACAUUACAGCUUUGAUUUUCAUAUAUUGUACAUUAUUGUCUACAACUUUCAGGUUUUGGCAGCCCUGUUGAGGUGGGUGACAUAUGAUUUAAAAGAAAGAACAAGAGAACUAAAGCAUCUUCUGAGUUACAUACGAGUACCAUUCGUGUCCAGUUCAUAUCUCAAGUCAUUGAUCCAGUGUUGUGAAGAAGGACUAAGGUCUGAGUUCAAAGACACACUGAUUGAAGCCUUUUCGGUAAGUUAGCUGACUGUAUGCUAUACCAAAAGCUUAUGCAAAGUUUGUGCCGUAAACCUCAAAUGUCCAGUUAUAAUAUAACAGUCUAAGGAAAAUUGGAAGGAGCUCAGUGCUCUGAAUCUGCAAAAUCUAGGGUGCCCAGCAAGUAAUUUGUAUCAAAAAACCAAGAGAGUUAAAGUUGGGCGCCAGGGGACACAGGGUUCUGCUAUUAAAUAGUCAAGAAUACUUUUGACCAAUUCUUUUUUUGGCCCUCCCAGCCCCCAUUAUUAACCCAACCUUCCCCCGCCCCCCCCCCCUUCUAACCAGGUCUAGAAAUAAUUUUUACCAUGGUCUUACGUUGAUCUGAGCACAGUGAAAAAAAACCAAGCCGAUUAAAAGUGGGCCCCAGGGGCCACAGGGUUCUUCUAUUAAAUAAUCAAGGAUACUUUUCACCAAUUCUUUUUUUGGCCCCCCCAACCCCCAUUAUUAACCCAACCCUCCCCCGCCCCCCCCCCCCCUUCUAACCAGGUCUAGAAAUAAUUUUUACCAUGGUCUUACGUUGAUCUGAGCACAGUGAUUUUGUUACCUCUGCAUCCUGCGUCCCUGACGCAUAAAAAUACCCAAAGAUGUAAAAUAAUUUUUGGCAUGCGUCCCGCACAGCGUAAAGAUUGAUUGAUCAAUUCGAAGAUGAUUUUUUGUAGAAUAUCCUGUUUGUGUGAUUUCUGUGGCUGUUUUUGUGGCUACUGUUAAACUAGGCUUAUUUCUUUUAGUCUUUGUUGUGCGUUACAAUAGAAGGAGUGUAUUUUUAUUGCAGUAAACUGUAAUACAGAGUUUUGGAGUCUGCCCUUCAGAGUAACUGUGUGGUUACAGAUAGCCUGCAGUGCAGGCAAUUUCAUCGGGCACCCGUGAAUGGUUUUAAUCGUAAAAGCGCCAUGUUGAAACUCCCGAAGAGAGGAGGAAAUGGGGCGAGUCAAGGGGAGGGGGGAGGAGGCGGGGAGAAAGAAGAGUAUUUUUUUCUUCCCUCCCCCUCUCCUUUUUUCGCCCUCACACCUACGCUAAGGGUUACUAUUUCUACUCUCCCCAAUCUUCCUCUGUCAUAAAAUCAAAGAUGGCGGCUUCAUCGAUCCAAUUAACAAGCUUUCGCCCACUCAAAAUACGCCUGCACUGCAGGCUAGGUUACAGAAGACCCAGGGACUCAUUGUUUUUUGAACUAGGUCUCAAUGGUUCUGGACUGGUACUCAUGUUUUUUCACAAGAUGAUUCCUAGGACUCGCCAUAACGAUUUGUAACAAAAUCACUGGGCGCAUCAUCAUAGCAUAAUCUUUUGCAGAACCUUAUUAUAAAGAACUUUGAGAUGAAAAAAUGUUUCUUACAUUUGCCAGGUCUCUAGGAGACUUUCAGAUAAUUCAGGAGAACUGGCAUAAAUAAUAAACUGCUUUGUAUUAAAAAGAGGACCAAUGACAAUAUUUUUUCAACAGGACUCAAAGAGGAUUUCUUCAAUUUGUACAAGCCAUAAAAGACGUCCCCCAGGACCAACUGUCAUGUUCUUUGCCGGUGGAUAUCUGCGGAGAUCUCUUGACGUUCUAGAGUGUUUUGAUCCCCUUUCUCUCACAUGGACAACACUUUCUCCUCUCUCACUUCCGAAGAGUGGAUUAGGAGCUGCUUACAUUGGUAAGGCUAAUAUCCUGGAGGAGGGUCUGCCUUGAGGUCCAACCUCUUACACAUUUAUACACCAUUUUUUUAGAAAAGGUAACCGUUUUGCAUACCAGUGAUUUUGUCAGAAAUAGUUAUGAUGAGUAAUGGAACUCAUCUUGUGAAAAAUCAUGACUACCAGUCCAGAACCAACGAGUCCCAGUUAAAAAAAAAAAAAUUCCGAAUUUGAAAAUGCUUGCGCCUUUGUGUAACCAGACAGUUAAUCUGAAGACAGACUCCAAAACUCUGUAUUACAGUAAACUGAAAUUAAAAUAUGGUCCUUCUAUUUUGAAGCACAAAAAAGGCUAAGAGAAAUAUUCAUCAUUAAACAACAGCCAUAAUAACUGCCAUAGAAAUUACACAAAUGGGCCAGAUAUUUCUACAAAUACACAUGUUCAGAUUGAUCUGCCACCAUCACCCAUCAUUGUCCAAGACUCAGACCUGUCAAAACAUUGAGUUAACUGUAUCUAAAAAUUGUGACCCGCUCUUCUCCCUCAUGACCACCCACCCCACCCCCCUUCCCCACCCCUUAGCUUCACGAGACCCCAGUGUACAAAAGUGUCUUCCUCCCUUUGGGGGCUCAUCUUCACUGUGCAAACAUAAUGUAGAUUUGAGCGAGAAAAUUGAGAUUUGAGUGAGAAAAUUCCAUUCAGUCUGCCUGGCUUUGUACCUAUUACCUAAUUCUACUCAAACUUAGCUCCACAUAAUGACUUUACAGAUAACAUGUUGUACAUAAUUGGAGGCCGCAACAACACCUCAUCAGGAAACAUUGACACAGCGAGUGUUGAACGUUAUGACCCCCUGCGAGAUGAAUGGAGGACUGUUAAAUCUCUCAGUGUCCCACGCAACAGACUGGGCGUGGCCAUCUGUGAGGGCUGUAUAUAUGCAAUUGGAGGUGGAAAUGGAAACUCAUGUCAUGUAUCAGUGGAGCGCUACGAUCCAAAGCAAGAUGAAUGGACAACGCUGAUGCCCCUGAACUUUCCUAGAAUAGGUAAAUGGAUUUUGUAGUGUCAGAUCUAGAAGCUGUGAAGACACAGCUGUAGUAAGUGUUUUGUACUGUGGCAGAAAUUUGGGCUGGUUUUUUCUUUUUUUUUCAACCUCUUAGAAAGCAGGGGUAAGGGGAAAAGACCCUCUUUCUUCUCUAACCCCACCCACGGAGGUCGUGCUUACAGUCUACUUAGGUCAAAAUUAUUGCCUAUAGACAAAGCACCUGUCAAGUAUUGCUCAAACAUAAAAAUUUCUCUUCACACUGAUGUAUUGAUGAUAUGAGUGAAAAGUUAAUUUUCACGUGUUGCUCCAGAAAAUAUCCACACUCUGCCCACUGAGAUUAUAAUGGUUUGAACUCCCCGCCCCCCUCCCUUCUGGAAAUCCCAGUUUGUCUCAUACUGGUACUUUGCAUUUACGAUUUUGGCACUUAAAACCACAUUCCCUUUAGAAUUCCCAGUGACCUUUCACUUGGGUACUGAUGUUUUCUAGAAGCACAUAAUAGAAACCUUCAGAUUCUAAGACAAGGAUAACUACAAGGAUCUACUAUUAAGUAGUGUGUGCAUGUGAGCCAGUGUCAUUUUAGUGGGAAAAUGUGAUGGCUUUUGCCAUUCAACUAUAGGUUUUAGCGAGAAUGUUGAAGUGGCUGAAACAAUUUAUAUUAGAAGUUUUAUCAUUUUGCCAUCGGGACUUCAAUAAAAAUAACCGCUGUGAAAGUUUCUGUUGAAAGAUAGUACAAUGAACCUUUCCAGGGUGUCUAUUUUUUGAGAAUACUACAUGUAUGUAGUACUCGCAAUCCUCUAAUUUAAUGGGCUCUAUUAUAAGGUGGGCGAAAACAAUCUGCUAUCAGUGUCCGGCCUCAAGGCAGCUUAUUUCAGAUUAUACAUAUGAGCAGUACAGCACACUGAGUGGUAAAUAAAGGUAUUUGAUUUUUCUGUCUGAAUAUUGUGAAAUUCUUAUCUUAGGUGUCGCUGUUGCUGUGCUUGGGAAAAAGUUGUAUGCCAUUGGAGGGUUUGAUGGAAGAAACAGGCUUAGAAGGUUUGUGAAUGAACUCUCUGUCUACAUCUAGUAAGAGGCAUUGAUUGCAAAAUGUUUCAGAUAAAUUGUAUAAUUUAGUCGUGAAAUUCAAAGGAAACAAAUAUAGAUGCAAGCCUGUAAAUGUGAACAAGAACCUCAAAAGUUAGUUUUUAAAAAAUAGGCCUUCGUGUAACACUUUUAUUCCUCCAGCACUUUUCAAUAAAAUACACAAGCUUUCAGUGUUUUUCAAAACUAAACCAUUUUUUACUGCCACUGGAAAUGUUCAUGGUGUAGUUAAUGUAAGAAAAACAGCAUAUAUGUUGCUCCACCACAAGAAACGACCCACUUCCUUAGAUCAACCUUCACAGAAGAUUUAAGAUGUGUUUUAAAAUAACAAUAGUUACUAAAGCUUAUUUCAGAGUGGAAACUGCAAGGUUUUUGACUGGGUUCUAAGGUUGCCUAACGUUAGGGCAAAAAAAACUUUCAUAUUGAUUUAUAAUAAUUUAUUGUACCAGCAUGCUGAGACUGAGAAUUCUUUGUUUCAAUUUUUACUUCUUUACAGUGUGGAAUGUUAUGAUAUAGAUACUGAUUUGUGGAGACUAGUAUCACCACUUGUUGAACGUCGUAGUGGGGCAGGAGCAGCAUCCCUUAACGAGUAUGUUUAUGCCAUUGGAGGGUACAAUGGAGAUGCACAGUUGAGCAGUGUGGAACGUUACGACCCAACACUUGAUACAUGGACAGUUACAUCACCUCUUAUUCACAGGAGGAGUGCCUUAAGUGCAACUGUGCUCCUUAAUAAACUUUACGUCGUUGGUGGGUAUGAUGGCGAGGGGUUUUUGAGUACUCUUGAGGAGUAUUUCCCAGAGGAAGAUCGCUGGAAACUGGUUAGCAGCAUGAAUUUGGGAAGAAGUGGGGCUGGAAUUGCAGUGGGAUGGAAACCAGCUAUGUGAUCACAACAGUAUUGUUACUCAUGGGUAAACUGGUCAUUUAAUAAGACCUUGGAAAGGUCAGCACAUGAACACAUGUAUAACAUGAAAUUAAACUUUUCCCAAAUGAAAAAUGUAUGGCUAUAAUGAAGACACAUUCUACUGCUAUGUGUAAGCAUAAUGCUACCAAAGACAUUCUUUUAUGUUAUAAGUUACAGUCGUUGUCAUAACUGUCAUUAGAGGUUGUUAGAUUCAAAGAUGAGGAUGACUAUGAGAACAAGAUUUUCCCAAAACUAAAUAGCAUAUGCACGUGAAGCUGAGUCACUUUGGUUGGAAAUUUUAAUAGCUGUCGUCAUUCAACUUUGGGCUUUAGCAAGAAUGUCAUGGUGGUGGCUUAACCUCCACCAAGAAAAAUAAUCAUGCUAACUUUAAUUUUUUGAAGGUUUUUCGAGGUGUUUAGGUUCUGAGAAUAAUGCAACAAAAAAACUUAAAGUUAAAUCUUGUGCACAUAGUCCUCCUUUUCUUUGAAUCUACAGGUCUCUAUUAAUAGGACCUGUGCAGGGAAUUUUGUCUGCUACAAGAACUGAGAGCCUCUGUUACUUUUGAUAACAACCCAUACGUUGCAAAAAGGAAAUGACACCUUGUCCAACUUCCUGGCCUACCACGCAGAUGUUUUUAGGGCUUCAUCACCCAUUCCUCCCUCAUAAACAUUCAUGAGGGAAGAACGCAUGACCAAGAGCUGCACGGGAGGCUACCCACUUGGUUGCCUACUUCAAUAAUUAGUGACAGCCCUGCCGCAGUAACUUGUGAGUGCUCUUAUCACAGUGAUCAGGCCUCAGUAGUUAGAAAGGUGGAUCGCGCUAUCCAGUGGAUAAAUUACUAUCCAAAGGUGAUUUAUCCAGGGGAUAGCGCUAUCCAACUUUUGAACAACCGGGGCCAGGACUGUAAGUAAGCAACAUGACUGCAGUGGUAACAAACGUGUUAUCUAAAAGCUGUUUUACCUUCUUUCAUUUAACAGAAAUCAUGAAUAUUUCAACACACCUAAUUGUAAGAACA
This is a messenger RNA of Porites evermanni, 8462 nucleotides long. The record is from the annotation of a GenBank genome assembly. NCBI's taxonomy places the organism in Eukaryota, Metazoa, Cnidaria, Anthozoa, Scleractinia, Poritidae.